Messenger RNA from Dromiciops gliroides (monito del monte), 4494 nucleotides. It is a transcript of the gene SLC6A4, whose product is annotated as solute carrier family 6 member 4. Gene Ontology annotation, biological process: serotonin uptake; sodium ion transmembrane transport. Gene Ontology annotation, molecular function: serotonin:sodium:chloride symporter activity; serotonin binding. Gene Ontology annotation, cellular component: plasma membrane; neuron projection. The transcript is spliced from 14 exons. NCBI's taxonomy places the organism in Eukaryota, Metazoa, Chordata, Mammalia, Microbiotheria, Microbiotheriidae. Bases 220 to 2112 code for a protein of 630 amino acids. The record is from RefSeq and is a predicted model, not a curated record.
GCAUGGGCUGCUCGCACUCUCAAAGUCAGGCACCAGAGUGGCUCCAGGGACAGGGGGAUUCAGACUUGGCUAACUCUCCGGGGAGAAGGCGCUCACAGCCAUCUGGCACACAGGAGUCUAGUCACUAUAAAGGUGUGAGGACAUCCGAGAACUGGAGAAGUAGAGUUCUAAUUCCAAUUGGCUGCAAAUGGACAUGAGCACCAUUUGCUAAACAUCAGGAUGGAGACCACCCCACUGAAUUCUAAGAAAGAGGAGUCAGCCUGCAAGGAUGGAGAAGACUGCCAAGAAAAUGGCAUUCUUCAGAAGGGACUCACUGGUCCGGGGGACAAGGCAGAGGCAGGACAAAUCUCAAAUGGGUACUCGGCUGUUCAGAGUACAGGCACGGAUGGAGACACCCCAAACUCCAUACCAGCAGACAACAUGGCUGUAGGCACUGAAGGUCACCAAGGGGAACGAGAGACCUGGACCAAAAAGAUGGACUUCCUCCUCUCGGUCAUUGGCUAUGCCGUGGACCUUGGCAACGUGUGGCGCUUCCCGUAUAUAUGCUACCAAAAUGGAGGAGGGGCCUUCCUUAUCCCCUACACCAUCAUGGCCAUUUUUGGUGGGAUUCCUCUGUUCUAUAUGGAGCUAGCUCUGGGCCAAUAUCACCGAAAUGGCUGCAUUUCAAUAUGGAAGAAAAUUUGCCCCAUUUUCAAAGGGAUUGGCUUCGCCAUCUGCAUCAUUGCCUUUUACAUUGCCUCCUACUAUAACACCAUCAUGGCCUGGGCUUUCUACUACCUCAUCUCUUCCUUCACGGAUCAACUACCUUGGACCAGCUGCAAGAACCCCUGGAACACAGACAAUUGUACCAACUACUUUUCGGAAGACAACAUCACCUGGACCUCCCACUCCAUAUCACCCGCUGAAGAGUUUUAUACGCGCCAUGUCUUACAGGUUCACCGGUCUCAAGGACUAGAUGACUUGGGGAGCAUUAGCUGGCAACUGGCCCUCUGCAUAAUGCUGAUCUUCACAGUUGUCUACUUUAGCAUCUGGAAAGGGGUCAAAACAUCUGGAAAGGUGGUAUGGGUGACGGCUACAUUCCCUUAUAUUGUCCUAUCCAUCCUGCUUGUAAGGGGAGCCACACUUCCAGGAGCCUGGAGGGGUGUCCUUUUCUAUCUGAAACCUAAUUGGCAGAAGCUCUUGGAAACUGGGGUCUGGGUAGAUGCUGCAGCUCAGAUUUUCUUCUCGCUGGGUCCUGGCUUUGGUGUCUUACUAGCCUUUGCUAGUUAUAACAAAUUCAAUAACAAUUGUUACCAAGAUGCCCUGGUGACUAGCAUCGUAAACUGCAUGACGAGCUUCAUGUCUGGAUUUGUCAUCUUCACCGUGCUUGGUUACAUGGCAGAGAUGAGGAAUGAAGAGGUGUCCGAAGUGGCUAAAGAUACAGGGCCCAGCCUCCUUUUCAUCACAUAUGCAGAAGCCAUCGCCAACAUGCCGGCCGCCACCUUCUUUGCUAUCAUUUUCUUCUUAAUGAUAAUCACUCUGGGCUUAGACAGCACGUUCGCAGGACUCGAGGGCGUGAUCACCGCGGUACUGGAUGAAUUCCCACACGUCUGGGCCAAACGCCGGGAGUGGUUUGUGCUUGGUGUGGUCAUUGUCUGCUUUUUUGGAUCUCUGUCCACCCUGACUUUUGGAGGGGCCUAUGUGGUGAAGUUGUUGGAGGAAUAUGCCACUGGACCAGCAGUCCUCACAGUGGUGUUUUUAGAAGCAAUUGCUGUGUCUUGGUUCUAUGGCAUCAACCAGUUCUGCAGUGAUGUGAAAGAAAUGCUUGGCUUCAGCCCUGGUUGGUUUUGGAGGAUCUGCUGGGUAGCAAUUAGCCCAAUAUUUCUGCUGUUUAUCAUCUGCAGUUUUCUGAGCAGCCCUCCAGAGCUGCGGCUCUUCAAUUACAAUUACCCGCACUGGACUGUCCUCCUGGGGUACUGCAUUGGGACUUCUUCCUUCAUCUGCAUUCCCACCUAUAUAACUUAUCGGCUGAUCGUCACUCCAGGGACAUUCAAAGAGCGUAUUCUUAAAAGCAUUACUCCAGAAACACCAACAGAGAUUCCCUUUGGAGACCUUCGCUUGAAUGCUGUGUAGCAAGUAAUGGACAAGAGGAAAACACUUCCCUAUCAAUUCCCACCCUCUACUUGUCACCCCUUACCCUUCUUCCCCUCCAAGUGAACUGAGUUUCCAGCUGAGCCAAGGAACCAGAGGACAUUCAUAGAGGCCCAGCUUCGAAAGACACUGGUGCCUAGAAUCUCACGACCUCCAGCCUUCAGAUCCACCUCCUUCCACAAAAUCAGCUCGGCACUUCUCAAACUCAACUCCGCGACUACAGCUAAACUGGUUCAUUUUGGAUAUGGGAGGAUUUUGUUGUGUAUGUGACUGCUACCGUAUGAAUGGGUGAAAGGGAUAACAACAUAAACCACUAGCGGACAAAUAGCAUCAGUUAGGCUUACAUUUAGUCUUGAGUCUGUGUGUCUAUGUGUCUUCUCAAUGUGAUUAUUUGUAUUGGACCAUCUUGUGUUUGCUUCUAAGGGUCUCACUGUCAAAUGAAUCUAUAAACUGUGUAGGACAACACAGAAAUUAUUCCGAUAGCCAUAUAUACAGAACCUGUAGCUGGAAACUAAUGGGACUCUCUAACCUUUCUGCGCUGUGAGUUUUGCAGGGGGAGUUGUAGGAAGCUACCGUGAAAGGUGCUAUGUGUGUGUGUGUGUGUGUUUGUAUGUGAGUAGGUGUGUGUGUGUGCCUGUGCACUAUUACAGUGCACACAUGUCUGUCUUCUUCCUAACACUCUAAAACUUUCUGGCACUUUACAAACCAUUUGUCAUCCUCGUUUUUCUUAUAUUAAUAGAUUUUCCACACACAAACAUAUGCAGAUAUGCACUCACUGCUUCAAAUCUAUAGGUCUUACAAGAUAUCCAACCUUCUUGUGCUUCGGAUGCCCAUCCUCAGUAUGUGUGUGCACACACUGCACACCGCCCACACACCCACAAACGCUGCCCCCUACAUCCCUGCUCCCAUUCACCCCCUUUCCCUUCUCUUGGCCAGUCUGUGAGGACAUUAGGCAUUCUGCAUUGUCACCCUCUUCCUGUCUUUCACCACUACACCUUGAUGACAUUCCACAGGCAGGUCUGGCUCAUUUACUCCUAUUUUGACCCCAUUUAAGUGAUACGAACUGUUCUGAAGAUAGAAGCCAGGACUUCUCCCUUCAGCUCUACUUACUGUCCUCAAAGUAAAUGAUUAGGAAUAAAAGGAGGAAUCCCAUGAGCACAUUCCACUGUUUACCUUACUAUGCUUUUUUGAGGUAAUGUUGUGAAACAAAUAAACAGGCUAAAAUUCUGCAUGAGAUAUGAUAAAGUCUAGUUUUGACCCAGGUGCUCACCCCUGAACUGAAAGAGUCCAUUCUUCACUGGCCUCCCUUUUCCAUCUACCCUAUAGAUAUAUAUAUAUUUUUUUUCCUUUCUUUCCUUCCUUCCUUCCUUUUUUUUUCUUGGUUAUCUCAUCCUGACUCUCCCUAAUCAUCCUUCAUUUUCUACUGUUGAAAGGGAAGAAGCUUAUGCCUCAGGCAUAAGCUGUCCAAAUGGCUUUAAAAUCAUAAAACACAGAGGCAAAACCCUACUUGUAAUCAAGGUCUCCGUUCUCAAAGGCUCGUUGUCAUUUAAUAGGGCAUCUUUCAACCUAUCUAUACUUGCCAAACCGUCUUUGAGAACAACAGGAAAUUCACCUUAUGAACCCUAGGUAGUUAAUCUAACAGUAAAGAGAUAUAUUUCAGCUAUUUUUCUUAUAACCCAAUUUGGUGAAAUUUGUUUUGACUCAAAUGGCAGUGUAACAAAUUCUGCCAUUGUGCUUGUCUACCUACAUCAUGGUCAAGCAGUAAACAAGUAAAGAGGUCGACACACUUCAAAAUCCAUUUUAAAAGAGUGAGAGGAGAAUGCUGUAAUGCCUUCUUGAACAUUUGUCUUUGGAAUGCUGUCUGAAAUACACAUCAGAAAGACAUCAGAGUCUGUGUACGAAGGGACAUGUGCACCCAUGCAUGCACACACACACACACGCACGCACGCACACACACACGUGGAAGGUAGUUCUUGGUUUCUGGAUGUGUACUUGUAAGGAUAUAAUAUAAAAAAGGAGUGGUACUGUCUAGGAGAGUCAAUAGAUAAGAAAAGAGGUUAAGUCACAACAUUUUCUUUGGAAAGGGGCAAAAAACUCCUCCCAAAUGAAUCCUAGUCACAUGAGGUUUUUGGUAAGGAAAAUGUCUUACUGAGUCAUGAGAACAGAUACAUUCAUCACUGCAAUGACUUUUUCCUCCCCAUUCAGGCCUUCUUAGAUGACCCCUGGGAAAUGGCGUUAUAUUUUGGGAUGGUGACUUAUGAACAGUUUCUGGCCAUGAACUGCUUAGGGGAAUUUUGCAUUAGUAUGACAGCAGUGUAAAACAAAGUGUCUUAUCGAGAACCCAAAUCCAAUGUAGCAUUUAAG